Messenger RNA from Xenopus laevis (African clawed frog), 315 nucleotides. Its product is annotated as protein kinase C delta type-like. The coding region runs from base 13 to 291 and encodes 92 amino acids. The record is from RefSeq and is a predicted model, not a curated record. Lineage: Eukaryota; Metazoa; Chordata; Amphibia; Anura; Pipidae. The transcript has 2 exons.
AUACAUUUGGUUAUGAUUAUAAAGGACAAACAUGUGUCUCUUUUUCCCACAGGAGUUGGAAUGAGCCCACUGGAUGUCCACAAUUACGACUUCCAUUCCAUUCUUGGGCAAGGAGGAUUCGGCAAAGUUAUGUUGGCUACAUUUGCCAACCAGCACGUGGCCAUGAAGGUGAUCAAGAAGAGUCCGAAAUGCAAUUACAGCAGCAUCCGGAUAGAAGCCAGUGUGCUCAUGAUGCCUCAUGAAAGCCCAUUCCUGUGCCAAGGUUAUGCGGCUUUUGAAGCUCAGGUAUAGAACUGGGACAAUAUUGGCAUUUAU